Molecule: messenger RNA, 768 nt
Organism: Pteronotus mesoamericanus
Lineage: Eukaryota; Metazoa; Chordata; Mammalia; Chiroptera; Mormoopidae
Gene: ATP5MC3
Product: ATP synthase membrane subunit c locus 3
Exons: 5
Coding region: 197-622 (141 amino acids)
Biological process (GO): proton motive force-driven ATP synthesis; proton transmembrane transport
Molecular function (GO): proton transmembrane transporter activity
Source: RefSeq, a predicted model, not a curated record
CCUACCGCUGCCGACUCCCCGCCUUCUCCAUCCGGGCGUCACAGGGCGAAUAAGAGUGGGACCGCGCCUGCGCGCCCAGCCCUACUCCUUCGACCUCUGCCGCCGCAGCAAGCUCCCGGAAAGAGAGAAAGCGGGAGAGGAGCUCACGUUGCCUGCCACCCAAGCCCUGCAGCCGCGCCGCCCCGAGGAGUGUAAGAUGUUCGCCUGCGCCAAGCUCGCGUGCAACCCCGCUCUGAUCCGAGCUGGAUCCAGAGUUGCGUACAGACCAAUUUCUGCAUCUGUGUUAUCUCGACCAGAGGCUAGGACUGGAGAGGGCUCUACAGUAUUUAAUGGGGCCCAGAAUGGUGUGUCUCAACUAAUCCAAAGGGAGUUUCAGACAAGUGCAAUCAGCAGAGAUAUUGACACUGCUGCCAAAUUUAUUGGUGCAGGUGCUGCAACAGUAGGAGUGGCUGGUUCUGGUGCUGGUAUUGGAACAGUCUUUGGAAGCCUUAUCAUUGGUUAUGCCAGAAACCCUUCGCUGAAGCAGCAGCUGUUCUCAUAUGCUAUCCUGGGAUUUGCCUUGUCUGAAGCUAUGGGUCUCUUUUGUUUGAUGGUUGCUUUCUUGAUUUUGUUUGCCAUGUAACAGAAAUUACUGCUUGAAAUGCUGGCAUUCAUAUUAAUUACGGAUGUAAUUCUGUGUACUUUACUGUGACUCCGAACACUGUAGUAUUGGUGUCAUGGAAAUAGACGUUAUUUCCAAAGUCAUUUCAUUAAAGAUGAAAACUUUAA